Cornus florida is the source of this 2576-nucleotide messenger RNA. RefSeq lists its product as uncharacterized. The coding region runs from base 435 to 2240 and encodes 601 amino acids. The transcript has 2 exons. NCBI's taxonomy places the organism in Eukaryota, Viridiplantae, Streptophyta, Magnoliopsida, Cornales, Cornaceae. The record is from RefSeq and is a predicted model, not a curated record.
UCGUUUUCUCUGUCUUCCCCUGUCUUGUUUGUGCCGGCGCUACAAAAUCCCUAGCUCUCUCCCCCUCUCUCUCAAAUCUAUAUCUUUCUCCCUACCUCUGCAUAUAUACACACACCUGUACGAUAGACUAAUCAAAUUCUUGAAGGGUGAACGGCUGCACAACGUUAUCUUGAAGUAUUCGAGUUGUGAAGAUAUUUCUUCAGUGUUCUCCAUUAUAAAGCUUUAAUCUAUAUUAAACUUCUAUAGCAAAUGGAUAGACUCGAUACUUCAGGAUUUAUAAGUGGUGGUGGGAUGUACCCUUUUAGGGACAUCUAACGUUUUUUUUUGUUUAUUACUAAUUUUGUUUUAGCCCAGAAGUCAGACAGACUGUUUUUUUUUUUUUUUUUUUUGGUAGUUGUAAUUAGGUUAGUCGUUUUUUUUUUAGCUACCAGUUCAUGGAUGCAUCUGGUUCUUCCGUCCCUUUCUUUUUUGCUUCAAAGGGAACUAAAAGGAAGUGGGGUUUGAUGGAUGGAUCUAUGGGCACUGAAAUCGGUUCUUCAUUGUGUCUUGGGCUAGGCAAUUCGUCCAGUUCUUCAGACAGCAAAGGGAGUUCAGCUACUGCAUGCACUACAAUGUCUUCAGCCAAAGAAACUGACGAAGAGUCAUCAAUGGAUCUUGAGCUGGACUUCUCACUCCAUCUUGGCAAUGAAAGGAUAACCAGUCCAAAGAAAGCUGCUAGGUCUAAUUUGCAUCCCAAGGUGGAUCUGGAGUUGAGUCUCUCGACUGGGCCUACUGAAUCUGAUAUCACCAGUGUCCAUCUAAGUUCUGCACCUCAAAAUGUCACGGAGAUGCCACUGGCUGUUAAUGAAGGAUCAAUGCCAAUAAGUUGGUUAUCUGGAAAUUCUUUCCAUCCGUUGCCUUCUUCACCGAAGACACAGGCUAGUUUCUUCCUUGACCAGACUUUCAGAGAAGUCGAUUCAGCUCCCAUUGUUCGGGACCUCUCAUCAAGUGCAGUAACACCGCCAAAAAGCUCAGCGACCUGUACUUCUGGGAUCAUACAACAGCAGCAACGCAGCAGUUCGAAGACAUGUCAGUUUCAAGGAUGUGGAAAGGGAGCAAGAGGUGCUUCUGGCCUUUGCAUUGCCCAUGGUGGUGGCCGGAGGUGUCAAAGAUCUGGCUGCCAUAAAGGAGCUGAGGGCCGAACUGUGUACUGCAAGGCCCAUGGUGGUGGUCGUCGAUGUGAAUUCCUAGGAUGUACUAAGAGUGCCGAAGGACGCACAGAUUUCUGUAUUGCACAUGGUGGUGGCAGGCGAUGCAGUCAUGAGGGUUGCACUCGUGCUGCCAGAGGGAAAUCUGGAUUGUGCAUUCGUCAUGGCGGUGGCAAGAGAUGCCAGAAAGAAAACUGCACAAAGAGUGCAGAAGGCCUCUCUGGUCUCUGCAUUUCCCAUGGAGGUGGUCGCAGAUGCCAGUAUCCAGCAUGUACAAAAGGGGCUCAAGGAAGCACAAUGUUCUGCAAGGCGCAUGGUGGUGGCAAACGGUGCACGUUUGAAGGGUGCACCAAGGGUGCUGAAGGAAGCACAUCUUUCUGCAAGGGCCACGGCGGAGGGAAAAGGUGUUCAUUUCAAGGUGGUGGGGUUUGCCCAAAGAGUGUCCAUGGAGGGACUCUUUUUUGUGUAGCUCAUGGAGGUGGUAAGAGGUGUGCUGUGCCAGAUUGCUCAAAGAGUGCAAGGGGGCGAACCGACUUUUGCGUCCGUCAUGGUGGGGGCAAGAGAUGCAAAUUUGAAGGGUGUGGCAAGAGCGCUCAAGGUAGCACUGAUUUUUGCAAGGCACAUGGUGGAGGAAAGAGAUGCUCUUGGGGCCACCCUGGGUCAGAAUUCGGCGUAGGUGAUGGUCCUUGCAAUUCAUUUGCUAGGGGGAAGACUGGACUUUGCACGUCACAUGGUGCCCUGGUGCAGGACAAGCGGGUUCAUGGGGGUGCCACUUUGGGAGUUUUGGUAACUGAGAAUAGGCAAGGGGUGGUCGCUGAUGACGAUAUGAAUGAUGACAUCAUGAAGAUGGAGGGUAGUUGCAUGACUUCAGUUGGCUUCCCUGGUUUCGAAGGGCAACAAUUCAUACGUCAGCAAGCUCGCCCACCAGUUGGGGUAGGAAGGCCAUCAUCAGUUCCGGCUGUGGUCCCUGAAGGACGGGUGCAUGGGGGAAGUCUGAUGUCACUGCUGACCAGCACUUCCGAUCUCGGCUUAAGCAGCCGCAAAUGGGUGUAAGGUAGUGUCGACAUGUCCCUUUUAGUCUUGUUAGUUGCAGAAAGUUUUCUGCUUGUGGUUCUUUGCUUCUGUAAUUCGUUUAGUGGCCUUGUGAUGAGAAGCUGUUCUCUCAUUUGUUGAUUUAAAUGGUGAGAACUUGUGGAGUAUUUUCUUUGAUCACCAUUGUGCGACAAUAAAACAGAGAUCAGCUAAGACUGUAUGUAGUUAGCCAUUGGGGUCUGGGUCAUUGGUGUUUUCUCUUGUAAAUAUAGCAGGUUCUUGUGAAUGUAGCAUACCAUGUGUGGUAUCAGUCUGUCUGGUGUUCUAAGUUAAUACAAAUAAGGCUUUGGCUAAUCA